Messenger RNA from Rotaria socialis, 1074 nucleotides. The record is from the annotation of a GenBank genome assembly. NCBI's taxonomy places the organism in Eukaryota, Metazoa, Rotifera, Eurotatoria, Philodinida, Philodinidae.
AUGUAUCCAAAUUUUUCCGUUAACACCGGCUUUGGACUGCGUGUACCUUAUGAAACACCAAUAUCACCUUCACUUUCAGCUGGUAUCCAAAUUCAUGUUAGUGGUACACCGACAGGAAGCCAAUUUGAAGUUAAUCUAAAAAACCAGCAAGAUGAUAUUGUUCUACAUUUUAAUCCACGUUUUGAUGCUGCUGCACUCAUCCUUAAUAGCGCUCAACGAGGUGCAUGGGGCCAAGAACAACGUCAACCAUUACCAAUGCAACGUGGAGUUCGAUUUACAUUAGUUAUUAUGGCUACGAAUAAUGGUUUUAAUAUUGCUGUCAACAAUUCACAUGUUUGUGAAUUCUACCAACGAGUACCAAUGUAUUUGGCUCAAUUAGUUCAAGUCAAAGGCGAUAUUAAUUUAGAAUCAGUUCAAGUUUAUGGGGGAGGUAUGGGUAGUUCAAUGAAUAUUCCUCCAAUGGGAGUAAACAUGCCAUUUGGUCAACCAUCGUUUGGUCAGCCAUCGUUUGGUCAACCAUCGUUUGGACAACCAUCGUUUGGUCAACCAUCAUUUGGUCAACCAUCGUUUGGACAACCAUCAUUUGGUGGAGAUUUUAACGUUGGUUUCGGAUUUCCAUCAGUUCCUGGUGUUGUUCCAACACCCUCUUUUCCAAUGGGUGGUGGCGGAGUACCAUCCAUACAAUCAUGUAGAAUACAUCCUGGUUCUCGUAUUUUCGUGCGAGGUUUUAUUCCUCCUGGUGCACAACGAUUUGAACUUAAUCUACUACAAGGAUAUAAUGAUACCGAUGAUAUUGCUUUUCAUUUUAACCCUCGUUUUGAUGUACGUAAAAUUGUUAAAAAUCAUCGACAAAAUGGACAAUGGGGUCAGGAAGAAAAUCAACCAUUUCCAGCCUAUAUGCCGUUGAUGCCAGGUAUACAAAUUGAUUUGCAAAUUACAUGUAAUCCAGAUAAAUAUACAAUAUUUAUGAACAAUCAACUUAUCGCUGAAUUCUAUCAUAAGAUCCCUGCUGGUUCUGUUAUGGCUCUUCAAUAUAAAGGUGACAUCACAGUUACAAGUGUUGGUCAAAUUUGA